Aspergillus terreus NIH2624 is the source of this 1272-nucleotide messenger RNA. Its product is annotated as phosphatase PAP2 family protein. The coding region runs from base 1 to 1272 and encodes 423 amino acids. The record is from RefSeq and is a predicted model, not a curated record. The transcript is spliced from 5 exons. NCBI's taxonomy places the organism in Eukaryota, Fungi, Ascomycota, Eurotiomycetes, Eurotiales, Aspergillaceae. Gene Ontology annotation, molecular function: phosphatidate phosphatase activity. Gene Ontology annotation, biological process: phospholipid metabolic process.
AUGGAUCGCCUUCCAGAUAAACUGCCCUUCUCCAAGCGUCGCUUACGGCCUCGCAUCAUCAUCUCUUAUGUCCUCGACUAUGUCAUCAUCAUUGCGUGCGCAGCGGGUUUCUACAUCCUCGACUCCGUCGAACCAUUCCACCAGCAUUUCUCCUUGCGGGACAUCUCCAUCCAAUACCCCUAUGCCGAACACGAACGUAUUCCCAUCGGGUUAGCCAUCUGCAUCUCCUGCCUUGCGCCGCUGGUUAUCAUCGCCGUCUAUACCCUUUUUAUCGAUGGUCUAUUCUCGCACCACAAGCCCGUGAACUCAGUGACAGGGAAGAGGAAGUUCAACGGCCCUUAUCGGUGGAAAGAUCGCCUGUGGGAAUUCAAUUGUGGCCUUCUGGGAUUGUUGCUCGCCCAAGGGACUGCCUUUGUGAUCACCCAGAUCCUGAAGACUGCCUGCGGAAAACCUCGGCCGGACUUGAUUGAUCGAUGCAAACCGAGGCCAGGAAGCCACGAUCUGAUCCCGGGAUUGUCGAAUUACACGAUUUGUCAAGGUGACCCGGUAAUUCUCAAGGAUGGCUUUCGUUCAUGGCCUUCAGCUUCCUUUGCGGGACUGUUUUACUUGACCCUGUGGUUAUCGGGCAAGCUGCACCUCAUGGACAACCGCGGUGAGGUCUGGAAGACCGCCAUCAUCGUUACUCCAUGCAUCGCGGCGACGCUGAUUGCGGUGUCGCGGAUCAUGGACGCCCGGGCACCACCCGUUCGACGUCAUCACUGGCUCGCUUCUCGGCGUUGUCGGAAAGAGCCGCGCGUAUCCGAUCCGGACCUGGGGCAUGGACCCGAUCGCCCCCGGCCCACGCGAUCCCUCUUGGGGACUCGAAUGACAGCACCACCGCUCUCCGUAAUCCGGAGGGAAGAACGCCUUGACGCGCCGCCUCUGCCGCAGACGAAUGUGCCCCCGACACAACACCGGCUCUCGCGCGGACCGACGUACACCUCGGCCACCGGCAACCCGUAUGCCACGGAUGUGUAUGAUCACCGCAUGCGCCAUGAUGACGGAAACUGGUCGUCGUCCAGCGAGGAUGUCGCAGACGGGUACGAGAUGCAACAAGGGUACGCCCACACACACAAUCCGGCAUUGGGUGGGUCGCUUCCCCGAUAUGAGGAUACGGCUUACCAUUCCAAAACGCAACCGACGAUGCCGGGAGACAGUUCUCUCCGGCAGCCCUUGGCCGCUCAUCCUGACCGUGGUCGGGAACUGACGGAGAUGCCUCCUCGGGAGCCUUGA